CCCCGACGAAUCAGCGGGGCGCUGUCAGGGCGUCAGCGCUGGCGGCUCCGCGCGGCCGGCCCUGGGAGCGUCUCUUAUCGCAGACGGGCACCGAGGAUCGCAUCAUUAUCAUGGGCACUGUUUGCUUUUCGCGGCGCUGCUGUUUGCUUUUCGCCCUCGCCUGGGCUGGCAGGUUGGCGGGAGGCAGUGGGGGCGCAGAUGUUGACGAGUGCGCAGAAGCCACGGAUGACUGUCACAUCGAUGCAAUUUGCCAAAACACACCAAAAUCCUACAAAUGCAUCUGCAAGCCAGGCUAUAAAGGCGAAGGCAAACAAUGUGAAGAUAUUGACGAGUGUGAGAAUGACUUCUACAAUGGGGGUUGUGUCCAUGAGUGCAUCAACAUUCCAGGCAACUACAGGUGUACGUGCUACGAUGGGUUCAUGUUAGCCCACGAUGGCCACAACUGUCUUGAUGUUGAUGAGUGUCAGGAUAACAAUGGAGGGUGCCAGCAGAUUUGUGUAAAUACUAUGGGCAGCUAUGAAUGUCAAUGCAAGGAGGGCUUUUUUCUGAGUGAUAACCAGCAUACCUGCAUUCAUCGCUCCAUUGAGGGUAUGAACUGUAUGAACAAAGAUCAUGGGUGUGCACACAUCUGCCGGGAGACGCCCAAAGGUGGGGUUGCCUGUGAAUGUAGACCUGGCUUUGAACUUGCCAAAAACCAGAAGGACUGCAAAUUAACCUGUAACUAUGGGAAUGGAGGCUGCCAACACACCUGUGAUGACACAGAUACUGGUCCUGUGUGUGGUUGUCAUCAGAAGUAUGCCCUACAUUCAGAUGGCCGAACCUGCAUUGAGAAGGAUGAGGCUGCAAUUGAGAGUUCUGAGUACAAUGCCACGUCAGUAGCUGAUGUGGACAAGCGGGUGAAACGGCGGCUACUUAUGGAAACAUGUGCUGUCAAUAACGGAGGUUGUGAUCGGACUUGCAAGGAUACCGCGACAGGAGUACGAUGCAGUUGCCCAGUUGGAUUUACCCUGCAGCCUGAUGGGAAAACGUGCAAAGACAUUGAUGAGUGCUUGGUAAACAAUGGUGGCUGUGACCAUUUCUGCAGAAACACGGUUGGCAGCUUUGAGUGCAGCUGCCAGAAGGGCUAUAAACUACUCACAGAUGAACGGACCUGCCAAGAUAUAGAUGAGUGUUCCUUCGAAAGGACCUGUGAUCACACCUGCAUCAACUACCCUGGAAGCUUUGAAUGUCUCUGCCAUAAAGGCUACACCUUAUACGGACUGACACACUGUGGAGAUAUUGAUGAAUGCAGCAUCAGCAAUGGUAGCUGUGACUAUGGCUGUCUUAAUACAAUGGGGAGCUAUGAGUGUGUCUGUCCACCUGGAAAGAAACUACACUGGAACAAAAAGGACUGCAUUGAGGUGGUGAAAUGUCUCCCUAAUGCCAAACCAGCUCCCAAGGCUCAACUAGUAUGUAGUAAGACAGGAAGUAUAGAGAGCUGCUUCCUGUCAUGCCCAUCCAAUACUCUUUUUGUUCCAGAUUCAGAGAACAGUUAUACGCUGAGUUGUGGCAUUCCCAUCCAACAAGGCAAGGCUCAGCAGAAACGUAAUGCGACCCUGCCUAGCUGCGCAGAUUCAUUAGCUCCUCCAAUCAAGCAGAAAGCUCGUUUUAAAAUCAAAGAUGCAAAGUGCCAUUUACGACCUCGCAGCAAAGAAAAAACGAAAGAUUCUGGGAAGCAAGCUGGUUUAGGAGGUCAAUUCCCUUGUACAGACAACUGCCAGCUGACCUUUGUGAAUCUCAAGUGUGAUUCCUCCAAAAAGAAACGCCGAGGCCGCAAGUCCCCAUCAAAAGAAGUGUCCCAUAUCACUGCAGAGUUUGAAGUGGAGAUGAAGUCAGAAGAAGUCUCAGACACCUGUAACAUUGACUGUGUUCGGAAAAGGAUGGAACAGAAGCUGCAAACUGCAAUCAAAACAUUGAGGAAAUCUAUUAAUAAACAGCAAUUUUACAUUCAGUUUUCUGGGGCAGAAUAUGAAGUGGCUCAGAAGCCAGCUAAAGCUACUGAAGGGCAUGAAGCUUGCAGUACAGGGCAAGUGCUGCAGGAUGGAAAAUGCGUUACCUGCAGCACGGGCACCUUUUAUAGCGGAGAACGUAAUCAGUGCGUUCCUUGCUCACCAGGAACAUACCAAGAUACAGAAGGUCAACUUACCUGUGAGCCUUGCCCAAGUAACGAUGGACAGGGAGUAGCAGGCGCCCGGAAUGUGUCAGAAUGUGGAGGGCAGUGUUCUCCUGGGCACUAUUCUCCAGAUGGUUUUAAACCUUGUCGAGUCUGUCCUCUUGGUACAUACCAGCCUGAACCAGGAAGGACGCUCUGCUUUCCAUGUGGCGGUGGGCUUGUGACCAAGUAUGAAGGUGCUGUUUCCUUUCAAGACUGUGAAACCAAAGUUCAUUGUUCUCCUGGACACUACUACAACUCCACAACACACAGAUGUAUCCGAUGCCCUGUGGGAACAUACCAGCCUGAGUUUGGUCAAAACUACUGCGUCACCUGCCCUGGGAACACAAGUACAGAUUUUGAUGGCUCCACUAACGUGACACACUGCAAAAACCAGCACUGUGGAGGAGAACUUGGGGAUUAUACAGGCUACAUUGAAUCACCCAACUAUCCUGGAGACUACCCAGCUAACAUCGAAUGCAUUUGGAAUAUAAAUCCACCCCCAAAGAGGAGGAUACUCAUUGUAGUACCUGAGAUAUUUCUCCCAAUUGAAGAUGAAUGUGGUGAUGUUUUAGUAAUGAGAAAAAGUGCUUCUCCAACUUCAAUUACUACAUAUGAAACAUGUCAGACUUAUGAGAGACCUAUUGCAUUUACCUCAAGAUCAAGGAAGCUCUGGAUUCAGUUCAAGUCAAAUGAAGGAAACAGUGGCAAAGGAUUUCAGGUCCCCUAUGUGACUUAUGAUGAGGAUUACCAACAGCUAAUAGAAGAUAUUGUUCGAGAUGGACGGUUAUAUGCAUCGGAAAAUCAUCAAGAAAUUCUAAAGGACAAGAAACUGAUUAAAGCCCUCUUUGAUGUACUGGCACACCCACAAAACUAUUUCAAGUACACAGCACAAGAGUCAAAAGAGAUGUUUCCAAGAUCAUUUAUAAAGCUACUGCGAUCAAAAGUUUCCAGAUUUCUACGACCGUACAAAUAGUCUAGCAGUAUUCAAUUUUGGGUUACUUUGCAUUCCUGUCAAAUAUUGUCUUUCCUCCAUAGUAGAAGCAUUUGCUAAUUUGAAGGCUCUUUUUAUGCAGUCCUGAUGUUCAAUUUGUAUAUUGAAGAAUACUUAUAACGUUUUAUAAUCGUUAAAAGCCAAUGAUCUGAUUGGGAGUUUUUACUAGCAAAAAGCCCUGUGCAUCCCUGAAUGCAUCUAGUUGAAGAUACAACUUUGUGUCUGCACUAGUGUAUGUUCACUUUCCAUUUGAAAUCACAUUAUGUAGAAAUUAUUCUUUCUAGCUUCUUAUUUUUCAUGAAAAAUAACUUUUGUCAAAGCAAAGAAGGCAUCUAUUCAAAUCUGAUUAAACUACCUGCAGAUAAGUUCUGUUGCAGAAAGAAGUAUAUGGUAUAAAUAAUAUUUGGAAUUUGAAUUGCACUUGAAUUUUAUAUUUGAAUCUUUAGAAGAAAACAAAGCAAUCUAGCUUUUGUUCUCAUUUGUGGCUUAGUGGAACCUCUUGAAUUUGGAAGAAUUCAAAGGGGAAAAAAGGAAUUUAAAAAAAAUAUAUAUAAUUUUGUUUUAUUAAUUCGUUGAGAUUGAGUCCCAUGCCCUGAUAUCCUAAUGUUUUUGUCUGUUCUCUUCUAAACUUCUUCUGAGGUUUGCCACUGUCAGUUGCUUCAUAGAAACAGAUUUAGCUCUGAUUUUCCAAACACUAGUUGGUCCCUUUGAAGGCAUUUACAAUAGAGUAGGUGAGAAAAGAACAACAAGGAGAGUAGUAGGUUUGUUUUUCUUUCUGUUAAUAGAGCAUCUCAUUAAGUACAAUAUAUAAAUAUAUAAACAUAUACUUCUAUUUGUGGGUACAUUAGUAAUGGUAUCUGUAGUUACUGUAAAUAUUAUUCAUACUUAAAUCUUUACUGCCACAUGCGCUAUUUACUCAUAUCUAUUUUUAACUUUGCUUAGAUGAUUAAAUGAGUUCUCCAGAUGUUUGUCAAUUCUACUUGAGGGCUACUGCCUCUUCCCUGAGCACCCCUCACAUGCAGACCAACAAAGUUAGCCCUGAGGACAAUACAUGGAAGAGGAGCUCCCCAAGGAGGAACUUUUGUUGGACCUGCUGUCUCCAAAAUGCUGGGAACAUACUUGUGUCAGAGGCCCAGACUCUACUGGGGGUGAGGGGGUGACCAGGACACAGUUUUGCAGAUGAGUUGGGGGGCAGGCCAUGCAGUCUUCAGAGACUUGGUGCUCCCUUUUGUCAUGAAUUUGCAACCACAGUGCCCACCAAUCGUGGGGAGUGUACGGUUUGCAAAGGAGCGUUAGCCCCAUGGUCAUGUCUUCCUCACAGAGUGACAGGUGCUGGUGGGUUAAGAUGAUGUGGGUAAGAUCCUAUGUUUCCUGCUGUUUCUUGGCACAGGAGCUAAUUUCAUUGAGAGAGUAGCUUUUCUUUUUAUUAGUAUUUCAGCCUCUUUAUUUUUAAGUCACUUCCUCUUGUAAAUCAUUUUCCCUUCCGGCUCUACAAGUUUAUUAUGAGGAGAAAUUAACUACUACACCAGCAUCCUUUCAGGAAAAGACUGACUUACAGUUUUGCUUCACUGCUGCAUUUUUUUGCACCUCUACCCUGUAGUUUAACACACCCUUGGACGCUCUCAAAGACAUAUGUUGAGAGUGGGUAACUUCUCACGCUUCUUUUUGUCUUUCAGCAAGUACUAUUUAAACUUACAAAGUUGGUUUCUGUUGCCUACAAGUGGUUGAAUAUUCCAUUUCUAAGAGACACCUUAAGUAUUCUGCUUUUUUCCACUUAGCCAUCUUGCACUUUUGCUUGCCUUCUUUCCUUUUCUAUUGAAGAAUAUGAUUUUUUUUCUUUCUAUGCCUGAACAGUUUCAAUUUGGUAUCUAACAAUUUUUUUUUUAAAUCAUAGAUCUAAGGUCUUUGAUGAGCUUUCUCUUUAAUAGAUAUAUAUUUAUAUAUUAACGCUCUUUUCCAAAGGUAACAUCUCAAAAAACAUCCUUUAUUUAGGCUGUUAAACCUAACUUUUUGUGAUGAUGUUGAAACUACUUUUAUUAAAUAUUCAUGGUGGGUUAUUAAAGAUGGAUAUUUGAAGGAGAAAAUAUCACCAGUGCUAGGUUCAGUACAUACCUGGAACAAAAAAAAAAACAAACCACAUUACAGGUAUUUUUUCCUUAACAGGAAUAAUUUGUAGAAAAAAAUUAAACAUUAGAAAAACAAAAAAUUUUUUAAGUACUCAGUCAUGUAUAAAUAUAUAGCUAAAAAAAAAGUACUUCAGCCAAACAGUAUUUCGAAGUCUGAUAGGUUAUCCAGAAUUACCAAAAUGGGUCAGGACUGCAGCCAUCCUACUAGAAGUUAUGAAGGAAAAGAUGUGAAAGAUAAGGAGUAAAAUAACUUCCUUAUUUGCUGAGCAAUUUACAGCAAUCUUUAGUAUUUCAAACUUCACUAAGUGAACUUUGGAACCUGAUGUGGUGCAGUGAUUUUAGUAAAAUCUAUGCUAAAAUGUUUGCUUAACAACCUACACAUUUGGACAUAAUGCAACUGUACAAAACUGGUGAAAUGCAGGACAAGCCCUGUUCCUCUCUGAAACAGGGCUGAAAGUAAUUGCUUUAUGAGUCCAGAAACCACUGGCAGCGCUGUAACAUUUUCCAGGUUCUUAGCUCUGUGGGGAAUUCAGCACCAGAUAGUAACUAUGAGAGAAACACGUCCCAGUUGUGGCUAACGUUAGUGGGACCUGAGUACAGCUGUGAGAGGUGAAUACAGGAGGGACUAGCUGCGUUUAGCUCUGGUGCAACACAUCCUGACUUACAAGCAUAUUAGAUGAAAACAGGGUUUUGUCUAGUUCAUCCUGACAGACAAUCUGAGGGUGAGCAUUAGCUCAUAUUCCCUGGAGUCAUCUCAGGGCAUGGACUCCACAGUCAGGACAGGGCACUCAGAAACUUCUGUAGCAAAAGCAUACUUUUGUGUUGCUGAAAGCAAUGAAAGGAAGAGAAUGAUUUGGCCUUCAAAAGCACACAGUGAAAUGCUUCCAAGUAUAUAGAGAUUUCAUGUGUAUUUAGAAAAUGAGUCAGGUUUGAAUGUUUGCAGCUCUGCAUAGAAGUACCCUUGGAUGUGUAAAUUUCUAAUGAAAUAAGUAAAGACAAGUGGUAUAUAGGAGUCUGAACCGAUUUCAGCUGAUUUGUACAACAGCACAGGAUUUUUACAUCAGCUCUAAAAAGUAAAAAGGCUUUGACUUUCACACUGGAUUUAUAGUUACAGCAACUGGCAGUUACCAAGUGGAGGGUGAGCUCAGCUCUUCAUUUGUUAAUGUCUUCAUAGUCAGAAAACAUAUUGCUACUAUACAAUAAUGGGUUCAACAAGGAGCAUCUUCUACGGAGAAGACUUGACAUGUUUGGAAAUCAAAAACCAUACAAGGAGAAUUCUGGCUGCCUUUAAGAAAACUAGCUUCAAGAAAUGAAUCAAUACAUUGCAGAAUAUGAAAUAUUAUAUUUAAACACAUUCAGUAAGUGUUUACUGUACUUACAUUCAGUAAGUACAGCCUGGCAUCUGUUCUUAUAGAAUUAUACGUUGUGUGCAGAAUAGGUGUAACAACACCUGUCUUAUUACAGGGAGGCUGAAGAAGUGUUUGCUUGUGAUUGCCCAAUUGCACAUCACAAAGUGAGCUUUUUCUUUUCAAUUUGCAAAUGCCUGUAUGCUGAAAAGCUGCACCUGUAGCACUUACCAUUUUAAGCUUCUCCUCCUGCUUUAAAUACUGCACUUAUUUUUAGUUAGAUGGUCAUGAAUAAUCCCUAAACAUUCUCGUGGGCCACCAAAUCGCUGCCUGCAGAUCUGCUGCAGUCCAGGAGACUGCAACAAUCAGAAGUUGCUAAUUGAGCCCUAAGUUAUGCGCUUUGCAAGGUGUGCAUAUGUGCCAUCAGUAACAAUACUUAACUCUGCCUGAAGAUUUAGCUUGCUGAAACUGGAUUUAAAGACACUGAAGUCUUCUUUCAGCCCAUUUUCUUGCCCUGCCUUCCUUCCUCUAUCAUAUAUUAAAUUUUUACCUAAAGACCACCUUUUCAAAAGAAAUUGAUUGCCAUACUGUGCCUCUCCAAUAGAAUAAAGUUAAAUCACAGUGUGUUAUUACUACUGACGAUCCUACAUAUCAGCUUCAUAUUAGCAUAAGCUUACUUAAAAGUAAGUUUAGUUUAGUUUAGUUUAAGUUUAGUAUAGUUUUAGACUAGCAUAAAUAAAGGCAGGCUUGGCCACGGAGUUUUCAGAGUCCGCAUUCUGAACUGUCAGCUGGUUUUGAAAGAGCACAGCUUGCCUAAGGUCCUCUGUCUGUAAGCAGAAUGCAAGCAUGAUGCCAUAUGAACAAGAAAUGUGCUUACAUGGAUUAAACAUUCAAAGGGGAAGGUCAAACUGCACCCCCUACUCCUUUGCAAGCAUGCCUAAUAUAUUCAAAUUUAUCAGUCUUAUCUAUAAACAACCCAGUUUUAAUCUUGCGGAUAACAAGUCACAGACAUCAGGAGCAAAAGUAGCAGUAUGACGCUUGCACAGGACCUGUUGACAGGUCUUUGCCAGCAAAAUCUAACUUCUCUUCGACAGUUCCCACAUCUGGACACCAAAUACCUUUGAGUGCUCUUAAAAAAGAAGCUGGAAUGAAAUCUUCAACAACUGAAUCCAGUGGCAAAUUUCUCAGCCACCUCAGGGGUCUGGAUUUUUUCUUUUCUAAUGAUGGGAAUGAGCAACACACACAGUUACUUGCACCUGUGUCAUGAGUUCAAGUAGUUGCAUUUUUUUUCAUAGUUUAUAACCACUGAUUGAUAGGAAUGGUAGUAACUGAAGGAGUUCUAUAGACUCUCAAUACUUUGAGCCUGUACUGAAGUAGUUUUCUAGGAUGAGAGACUGUUGUAAGCACUUGGGGGAAUAAAAAAUCCUUUUGUCUCCCAUAAGAAUUUAUGGAAGAAGGGAAAUUUCUGUAUGGUAAUAUAAACUUAUUCCUCACUGUCAGACGUGGAUUCGAAGAGGAAUCUCAUGUUUAAUCAUAACAUUUUUCAUCUGAAUAGAAACAGACUGGGAAAUAAACUCUUCUUAAUGUCAAAAAACUGUUAUCUAAAUAUCUGAAUAUAUACAAUUCCAGUUUGUUAUUUCAUUUAUUUAUUGUUUCAUCACUAAGCUUUUAACCUAUGAAAUUAAUAUGUAAUAUACAAGAGUAAAAUGUACAGAAGUACCUUUAGAUCUAAUAAUUUAAACCAGUGUUUUCAGAAAGCAAGAUAACAAGUUUAAAGAGAUACAAACAACUGCAAUUCAGUUUUAGCUGAAUUUCUCAGUAUCUAGAAAAAGAAGUGGCUUUGCUCAAUUAAACUUUAUUUUAAAGAUUGUGAAAAUAUCUCUUUUUAGAGGGUUUUUUUGUUACUCUUUCAAUUAAAGUUAUUUUGUAAAUAUUGUUUUAUACAUUAGAAAGGCUGUUCAUUUGCAUUGACAGCAGCAGAUACUUUACACCGUGACUAAAAAGGUACUUCAGGAGGACUGCAGUGGAUGUGGUCAGUUGUCAGAUUAGUCCUUCCAUAUUACUGUUGCUGUUAUUUCUGCAUUCUCACUGGUGUCAUAGGAAGAGUUUUCCAGGGCAAUUUAACCUGCUAAUUUUCACAGAACUGACUCUCAAGUAUCAUUCUAAAGUGCUUGCCAUUCUUCGUAACAUAUAAAGAAUAUGUAUUUUAAAGUUAGUGCAUGUUCUUCUUUCAUUGUUAGGAUAAGAAACAACACAAAAUUCAGAAAUAAAAGGGAAUUCAAAAGAUUAUGCCCAAAUAUAGUAUGAAGACAAGGCAAGGUAUGGUAUCUCAGUGUGCCUAGGUAGCAGUGGAAGUAAUGAAACCUCACACUGGAUGGGAUCAUAGAGCCUUUUUUAGGCAAAAGUGCCACUGGGGUCAGUGGUAGUUCAACAUGCGUAAAGUUCACUGUGAUCAUGUCCAUCAUCUGUUAAGCAGGAAUUUCUGGUAGACUUGAUUUCGGGGGAAAAUACCUGGAGUGUAACGUUGGUUUUUGUAUCAAUUUGCUUUGUGUAAACCACUGGGCAAGAGUGACAUGUUGAACUUGUAGAUGCUGCUGGGACUUCUAAGCUUUAUUAUCAAUGUAAAUUAUGUACAAACAGCUAUUUCCAUAUGAAAUGUACUAUGGUAGUUUAGAGCAAAGAUAGUCAAUAACUGUACAAAAUUUAAUACUUAGAAAACAAAAUACAGUUGUCUAAGCUUUACCAAAAUUUUAACAAUACUGUCAGAUUUGUAGUAGAAAAUGUUGUUGUAAAUGUACCUUAUAAGAAAAUACAUUUCCUUUUUUCUCUGUAUAUUAAUAGCUUUGAUUUCUAUGUCAAAGCUCAAAAUGAAGCAUGUAAUAAAAGUUUUGUUAAAAACACUUUCGUAAUAAACA
Molecule: messenger RNA, 9572 nt
Organism: Cuculus canorus (common cuckoo)
Lineage: Eukaryota; Metazoa; Chordata; Aves; Cuculiformes; Cuculidae
Gene: SCUBE1
Product: signal peptide, CUB domain and EGF like domain containing 1
Exons: 23
Coding region: 111-3167 (1018 amino acids)
Biological process (GO): signal transduction
Cellular component (GO): cell surface
Molecular function (GO): calcium ion binding
Source: RefSeq, a predicted model, not a curated record